GGUGCGAGCAGCUCUCAGCGGGACUCACACUCACCGCCUGCGGGACAGACCGCGAGGAGGACACCGCGACCAGUGUCACAGAGCCAGACCCUGUCAUCUAAACCGGCCUGACCGACCCACAUCCACUGCGCGAUGGCGGAUGAGGAACUGGUGAAGAAGAUGGUACGGGCGGUGCUCCAGUCCAGUAAGAGUGGCGUGUCACUCUCUAACCUGCAGGUAGAGUAUAAAGACCUGACGGGUGAGCUCAUACCUUAUAAACAGUUGGGGUAUGGCACACUGGAUGCCCUCCUGCACAGCAUGCCUUCGGUCGUGAAACUGGAUAAAGUACAGUCUGGGGAGGUGGUGUGCCAUGCUACCACAGGAAACGAGAUGACCCACAUUACUAAACUUGCGGCCCGUCAACGCACAGCUAAGAGGACCGGCCGACCUCAAGUGGUGAACUGUCAAAUGAGAGUCAAACCUGCAGCUCCUCUUGUGCUGAAUGCAAAGCCAAGGACAUCUCUGAGACAGCCCGACCAUCGUGGACGUCUGGGGCGUGGUGGAGGUCGUGGAGGGGGUCACGGAGACCCCCUUCCUCGAACAGGAAGCAUGAGGGACUCCCAGUCUGAUGUGAAAGGCGGCAGACCCCACAACACACCCCCAAACACACCCACAAGAAGACCUUCUCUUCCCUCAGAAAGAUCAGACAAAAGAAUGACCCUUUCCUCCAGAUUCCAAAAAGAAGUACAUGCCCAUCUCUCCCAAAACCAACAGCUGAGCAAUGCCCCUUCUAUCCUGAAUGAAAACACUCCAGCAAAACCCAGGGUGCCUCAUUCUGCGCCUUACAGUCCCAAGCUGGUGCAGUCCCGUCUUAAGGAAGUUCUUAACAAGCACAGCAAUGGCCUCUGGGUAUCCAAGCUGCCUCAGCUAUAUCGAGAGCAUUAUAAACAAGAUCUACCCAACGAAGCCCUGAAAGAUCUGGAACACUGGACCCACAUUUGUACUGUUGAAAAACCAUGCAGUACCAAACCUCAAGAGCUGCUGCUAUACCCUGCUAAAGAAACUAGCCAGAUAACAUCACAUAGUGCUGCUACACCCCCCACCCAUGACAAAUCCCCAUUUCAUCACAAAAAACCCCAGACUCAAAGAUCAUCUCCCACUUACAAAUCAAGCACUCCGACGUCCCCUAGUGAUCUACCGCUCGACGUCAAGCAGAAGCUUGGAGAGCUGCUCAUGAAAUACAGCAGUGGCCUGUGGGCCCACGCUCUGCCUAAACUGUAUCAAGACACAUACAAAUGCAAGCUACCAGAGUUUGUGCUGGACCACCUCACCCUGCUUUCAGAUAUAUGCACGAUUGACUACCCCAUGCCGGACAACCCCAAAAGAGCAAUUCUGUAUGCAAAAGUAGUGGAGGACGAGAACCGUAACCAGUCGGGAUUGGCUGGCUCAGAGUUGAAAGAAACAGUAGAGCGUCAUUUGAGCAGCCAGACUGUUCCUUCUCUUGUCAUUCCUAGAGAGGAAUACCCUUCUGUCCUCGUGGUGGAAGCAAGUGACACAAACAGCGUCAUUCUGAGGUACAUAGGUGAAGGUUACUCCAAGGCGCAGGAAAAGUUAGAAGAUGAAAUGAGAGAGUUCUAUGGGCAAGACAUCAACAAGGUGGCUCUGACCUCACCAUUACCAGGUCAGCUGACUGCUAUACGUGCUGAGGAAGAGGAGGAGAUCCUCCGAGCACAAGUCUGUGAGGUCAUGGCUGACAAGGUCAAGGUGUACUAUGUGGAUCAUGGCUUUUCUGAAGUUGUCAACAAGAGCAAACUAUUGGAGUUACGUGAGAAGUUUUAUAGAUUGCCGUUCCAAGCCACCAAAUGUAAACUAGCGGGCCUGGAGUCAUUCAGUCAGGAGCAGGCAGUGCUGAAGAGGUUUGAGUCCAUGGCCACUGGCAAAAUCCUGUUGGCUGAAAUCUUAGAGCGUAAAGAAGUGCCUCUGGUGGUCCUGUAUGACACAUCACAGGAUGAUGAUAUCAACAUCAAUGCUGCCUGUAUGAAAGCUCUGCAAGACAGAUCCUUAGAGAGUCCCCUAAAGGUGAACAGUGCCUAUAUGAAUGUGAAUGUGACCAGCGUUUGCUCAGAUGGGACAAUCUACUGUCAGGUGCCUUCUAGAGGCCUGACUAAACUCAACGAAAUUCUGGAGAAGACCGAAAACUAUUUCCAUUCCCAGGUCACAUCAGAGUUGCUGGUUUCACGGCCUUUCUGUGGCAAAAACUGUUUGGCUCGAUAUAAAGGCAAAUGGUCCCGGGUGGAGAUAACAAACCUGCAUGGGAGCCGGGUGCUGGACAUCUUGUUUGUGGAUGUCGGAGUUCAGGCGUCUGUUGAGGUCACUGAGUUGAGAGAGAUCCCACCUCCUUUGCUGCGUGACCUCAUAUCCACCCCGGCCCAGGCGCUGAAGUGUUGUCUGGCAGAUCUGCCUGUGAGCGUAGGCUCAUGGACUCCAGAUGCUGUACAGUGGCUCAGAGACACGGUUCUCCACUGCGGUGACUGCAGCUUGAAGAUCGCUAAAGUGGAUGAAUCCAAACGCCUCGCACAUGUUUAUCUCUUCACCAGCAAGAACUUCCACGACACAAGCUGCAGUUUAAACCAACAGCUGGCCGACUCUAAUCUGUGGAACCACCAGAAGGAUGUUUUCUUAAGCAGCCGGGGGCCCUCAAAAUCCCUCAACGCCCCGACAAGCCCUGCCACCAUCCAGACAUCCAGCCUAAGCACUGAUGGACAGGAUAAAGCCCCACACACACCCAGGAGGAUCUCAUCUCCACUGGGGAGCCAGAGCGCACCUCCAGGCUCUCCGCCUGAACAGCUGGUUCUUCCGCCACUGCUGGAGUUGCCUGAGAUUGGGCAGAAUAUGGACGUGUUUGUUUCAGUGGCAUGCCAUCCUGGGCACUUUGUGCUACAGCCAUGGCAGGAUAUGUCCAAACUGGUGGAUUUGAUGGGGGAGAUGAUUCUGCAUUAUAAUAAGAUGGAGGAGAAACCACCUAAAGUAGAGAAGAACCAGGUCUGUGCUGCCAAGGUGGAAAACAACUGGUACCGUGUACUGGUGAAGGGAGUGCUGACCAAUGGUCUGGUGUCAGUGUUUCAGUUGGACUAUGGCAAACAUGAGCUGGUGAACUGCACCCAGCUUCGGCCCCUCACCCAGGAGUUUUGCCAGCUCCCCUUCCAGGCCAUCACUGCUCAGCUGGCUGGUGUAAAACCCAGGCAGUGGUCUGAGGAGGCCGCCAUUGUGUUCAGAAACCACGUCGAGAAGAAGCCCCUGGUAGCCCAGCUGGAAUCGGUGCAUGAGGCGUCACAGUCCUGGGACCGUAAGGUGGUUAUCUACUUGGUGGACACUUCGCAAGAGGAACGGGACAUUUGGCUUCAUGACAUUAUGGCUGAAUUCACUGAUGAGAUGUCCAACGCAGCGUAGAAUCCAUUGUUAAACAUUUUUGAAGGCUUGUUUAUUAGUAUGGUGUAGAAUAAAAAGGUUUAUUUUUUCCACAUGUGACUUGGAUGCAGAUCUGCAUCAGCAAAUGUAAACCAUAGAGUUCAAAGGUUAAACUUUUAGACUGAAGUAUUGCAAUUUAUAGCAACUCAUAUGUUAAACGAGCAGGCUAGCAGCACCUUUUCAAGGGUUUGACAUCUAUUGGUAAUGCACUCCGUAGGCUAUUGCCCUAUUGCUUUAACACUGAAUAGCUGUGAAGAUCCAUCAUCAGUGAAAUCAAGCCUUCAUCUUCUGUGGGACCUAAAGUUAAUCAUGAUCACUAAAGCUGUACCAAACCCUGAUGCUGUCAAUCAUAUUCCAUAAUGUAUCUGAAAACUGUCUGAAUACAUUAUAAGUUUGAUAGUCCAGAUUACGUGCUAUGUGGUGGCUUGCUUCAUGCUUCAAGUAUAGCAUGUUACAAAGCUGCCAGUUUACUACUCUUUAUGGUCCAAAACAGACUAACAACGCACAGUGCUCUAACUUGCACAAAGCUGAUAGUGUGUUAUUUCAGAAAUUGUUUACAUGGACAAGCUUUUUGGAGUCUAAAUAGUCUAAAAGGCAAGAGGACGGCAAAAGCCGCCCAUGCUGUAGCCGUAUGUAUUUGAGCUCUGGUUUUAGCAUUAUUUAUUUAGUUUUUAUUUUCUUUGUGUCUUGCUAAUAAUAUAGUGAAGGCAUGAAAUGUUUGGGGUUGUGACCAUUCAAUGUAUUUUAUUAGCAAUGGCAUAGUAAAUUAUAGUUUUAUUACCUGAAUAUGACAGUUAGACUUGAAAGCUAAACAAUUGUUGGCAUGUAGGAUUUCACCUGUGUUUAUAUUUAAACAGAUGCUUAAUAUUUUAGAGAUAAAUGUGGAACAAUCACUGGUAGUUAUGGAAGCCAGUUUCUGCCAUGAAAUUAAAAAAAGGUAAUUGCAACUUUUCUCACAAUUACGAAUUUUCAUCUCGCAAUUCUGACUUUUUUUCUCAGAAUCGUAGACACAAACUCGCAAUUCUGACUUUUUUAUCUCGCAGUUAUGACUUUUUCCUCAGAAUUGUGUGAUACGAACUUGCAAUUAUGACUUUUUUUCCUCAGAAUUGUGAUAUCAACACAAUUGCGAGAAUAAAGUUAGAAUUGUGAGAUAAAAACUCACAGUUCUGACUUUCUUCUUGCAAUUGUGAUAUAAGCUGGCAAUUCUGAGAACAUAUCAGUCUUUUUUCCCCUCAAAACUACACUUUAAAACUGACUUUUUACUCACAAUUGCGAGUUUAUAUCUCGCAAUUCUUACUUUUUUCUCAGAAUUGUGAUAUAAACUUGCUAUUGCGUUAUGUCAUAAUUGCGAGACAAAUUCUGUUACACGAAGUCCCAGAAUUGCAAGUUUAUAUCUCACAAUUGUGACUUUAUAACACAAUUGCGACUUAUCAAGUCAGAAUUGUGAUAUGAACUCACAUUUCUGAGAAAACUGUCUUUUUUCCCCCUCAAAACUAUACUUUAUAUCUCACAAUUCUGACUUUUUUCUCAGAAUUUUGAUAGAAACUUGCAUGUUAUAAAGUCACAACUGCGAGACAAACUCACAAUUGUGACUUUAUAACAUGCAAUUCUUUUUUUUCUCAGAAUUGUUUGAUACAAACUUGCAAUUAUGACUUUUUUUCUCAGAAUUGAUAUAAACUCGCAAUUGCGAGAAUAAAGUUAGAAUUGCGAUUCUGAAAAACUCACAAUUCUGACUUUUUUCUUACAAUUGUGAUAUGUGACCCUGGAUCACGAAAUCAGUCAUAAGGGUCAAUUUUUCAAAACUGAGAUUAGAAUAGAAUUGUAGAAUAGAAUUGUAGAGAUUAGAUUAGAAUUGUUCGAGAUACAACUAUUUGAAAACCUGGAAUCUGAGGGUGCAAAAAAAAAAAAUCUAAAUAUUGAGAAAAUUGCCUUUAAAGUUGUCCAAAUAAAGUUCCUAACAAUGUAUAUUACUAAUCAAAAAUUAAUUUUUCAUAUAUUUACAGUAGGAAUUUUACAAAAUAUCUUCAUGGAACAUGAUCUUUAUUUAAUUUCCUAAUGUUUUUUGCCAUAAAAGAAAAAAUCAAUCAUUUUGACCCAUACAAUGUAUUUUUAGCUAUUACUACAAAUUUACCCCAGCGACUUAAGACUAGUUUUGUGGUCCAGGGUCACAUAUAAGCUAGCAAUUCUGAGAACAUAUCAGUCUUUUUUUCCCCUCAAAACUAGACUCUAUAACUUGCAAUUCAGAUUUUUUACUCACAAUUGCGAGUUUAUCUCUCGCAAUUCUGACUUUUUUUCUCAGAAUUGAGAUAUAAACUCGAGACUGCGAGAAAAAAGUCUGAAUUGUGAAUUCUAAAAAAAAAAAAAUUACAAUUGUGAGUUUAUAUCUUGCAAUUCUCACUUUAUAACAUACAACUGCGAGUUUAUAUUUCACAAUUCUGAGAAAAAAGUCAGAAUUGCAACAUAUAAAUGAGGAAAAAAAGUCAGAAUUGUGAGAUAAAAAGUAGCAAUUAUCUUUUUAGUUUUUUAUUCAGUGGCGGAAACGGGCUUCCAUAGGUAGUAGAGUUAAACUUAAUAUAUUUCCUUCACCUGAAAUGUCAACUUGGAAUCAAAAUUGAACCAAUUUUCUUUAUUAAUACACCUUUCUGGUUUUAUGUGAAUGAAGAAUCAAUCGCAAUCAAAAUUAAAUAGUUUGUUCUUUCAGCUGA
This is a messenger RNA of Labeo rohita (rohu), 6152 nucleotides long. It is a transcript of the gene tdrd7b, whose product is annotated as tudor domain containing 7 b. Gene Ontology annotation, biological process: spermatogenesis; lens morphogenesis in camera-type eye; lens fiber cell differentiation. The record is from RefSeq and is a predicted model, not a curated record. NCBI's taxonomy places the organism in Eukaryota, Metazoa, Chordata, Actinopteri, Cypriniformes, Cyprinidae. Bases 133 to 3429 code for a protein of 1098 amino acids. The transcript has 17 exons.